Messenger RNA from Penicillium subrubescens, 2823 nucleotides. Its product is annotated as putative PHD finger and SET domain protein. The transcript has a single exon. Lineage: Eukaryota; Fungi; Ascomycota; Eurotiomycetes; Eurotiales; Aspergillaceae. Gene Ontology annotation, molecular function: protein binding. The record is from RefSeq and is a predicted model, not a curated record. Bases 1 to 2823 code for a protein of 940 amino acids.
AUGACAGAUACCUCCUCCCUCGCCAUCACGCACGCCACCACGGAUCCGUAUCCGGUCUCCGUCCCUGCUUCUCUGGGAUCCCCCAUCGCCAACGGGGCAAUCUCUGACUCGGUCGCGCCCGACGAAGAAGAACCGUACACCAUCAAAUGCAUCUGUUUAUUUGAUGAGGAUGAUGGCAGCACGGUUUUCUGCGAGGGGUGUGAGACGUGGCAGCACAUCAUCUGCUAUUACCCGGACAAGCGGGUACCGGAUGUGCACAACUGCGUCGACUGCGAGCCUCGCCAGUUGGAUGCCCGGCGCGCUGCUGAGCGUCAGCGCCAUCGGCGGAUCCGAGAGCAGAGUGAGGACGGUGACCGGAAGAAGCGAUCUGGUACAAAAUCCCAGAAGAAAAAGGUCCGGGAUGGCGACGUGAAUGGUUUUGGACAUCAGCGAAGCGAGUCGGGGGCUCGCGAUCAACCCCCAGCCAAAAAGACCAAAACUGGUCACCGAUCCUCUGCAUCGAUCAGUGCCCUCGCGGGUACACCGGUCCUUCCCGCCGAGAGCCGAAAACGCCGUUCGUCGACCUCUGUCGCCCCCAGUCCUACCAAACCUCCCGCUCCUUCUAUUCCCCUGUACUCCAACGAAUUCCUCCGUCUCUAUGACCAUGAUGAUGAACGUGUCGACAUGGACAGCAACCUCUUCCACAAUGUGAACCUCCUGAGUGAUACCGCGUCAUGGGUCAAGGAUCCGGAGGCCCUGUCUCGGGUGACUAAUGGAGGUGCUGAGAAUACUUUCAACCGGUCCGAUGCCGCCCUCGAUAAAUCUCGCUGGCCCACGUUAACAACCGAUACCAUCACUGAUGCAACGGUUGACAUUGGCGGCAGACACCCAACCUGGAAAGUCGUCAAAACUCGGGAUGCGGUGCAAAAAGACCAUGUCGUUGGCGAAAUCACAGGCAAAGUCGGCAUUUUUGACGACUAUUGUCUGGAUCCCAAUAACCGUUGGCCCGAGCUCCGUCACCCCGAGCCCUUCGUUUUCUUCAGCUCCCACUUGCCUCUUUACAUCGACAGCCGCCAUGAAGGCAGUAUUCUUCGUUACACCCGCCGGUCAUGCCGCCCCAACGUGACCAUGAAGAUCUUCAUCACCAACGAUGUGGAAUAUCACUUUUGCUUUGUUGCAAAGGAGGACAUUCCUGCGAAUUCCGAAAUCACGAUCAUGUGGUAUCUGGAUUCUCAGUUCUUCGGGUCCGCAAAUGGCCUGGUCAAGCAAGAGGAUAGUGCGACGGAAGCCCCGGCUAUCUGUAUCAGCAAUACCCUCGCGAAUUUUGGCGGGUGCGCGUGCGAUCAGCCAAAUUGCCUCCUUGCCAGCUUGGACCGGCGACGAAACCCAAAGUUGCUCGAGUCCUCUAAACAAACAAACGGCAAACGCAAAAAGGCGAAAUCAAAGUCGGUUGCCUCCCCACUUGACACGGGGCGUGGGUCCACUAGUCGCGCAGGAAGUGAGACUACCAAACAUCCAGAAGAGGAUGAUGUAGCGGUCGACAGUCGUUCUACUUCUGGCUCAGUGCGUGGUCAACCUCGUAGCCGCGAUCUCAGCCCUACGACGGCUGGUCUCUCGGAACUUUCUACCCGUGAGAAGCGAAAAAUUGCAGACGCCGAGAAGCAGUUCCAGCAACUGGAACAACAAGACCAUCGUCCAACGACUCAGCGAAAGAAGAAGCGGGUAAGUGGGCCACUAGCUCAAUCACCUGCGGCGGUUUCGACUGCCACGCAAGCGGGGUCUUUUGCGACUCACCGCGGCUCAACAAAAUCGCUGCAUCUCGACACCGUUGGUCGCUCUCGCUCACCCACCACCGCGAUGUCUCCUGGUUUUGUUGCCGCCGGUCGUCAGGGAUCGCCUCGCAAGACCUCUGGGUCUAACACUCCCUUUGCCCACUCUCCUCUCAGCCGUCCUACUUACGUUGACUCGGCUAUCCAGUGUGACAUGGAUGAAGUGGAGUAUCAAGCAGCCCGCGAAGCGCUUCCUCAACCUCGUCCUGCUUUUGUCCCAAGAACUGUCCGAAUCCUCCAGCGGUUCAAAGCAGAUCGUCUUCGAGCUCAGGAGCUUGCACGUCAACAGCUAUCUUCGGCUGGCUCGGAUUCCGCCGUCACUGCUGGAUCCUCAUCCCCAGCUCUCAUCAACUCUCCCAUAACGAAGCAGGAGAAGUCUGAUGUCAUCAUGUCUGAUGGUAUUCCUCCCGAGUUGCCUCAUCAGGCAGAUGUUGAGAUGCAGGAUGUGACCCGUCCCUUUUACUCCGACAGUGUUCAGACAGACGCUAGCAAGCCAGUGAUUCCACCUCCAUGGCCAUCUACUGCUGCACACAACACCCGACUCCCCGGUGUCACUACUCCAGAGCGCGCCAACCUCCGCGUCUCCAUGCCUCCACCAAGCAUCCCCAACGUCUCCGCCACUGGGAGCCCUGGCUCGAUGUCUGCUGCCAGCCUCGCCUCUCCCAUCACCGUCGACACAUCUCCCCACGCUACUGUUCCUCCACCUAGUGCAAUUGCACCGACUCCGACCCCAGCCAAGAAGAAACUCAGUCUUGGUGAUUAUCUGAUUCGACGAGGUACCAUGGCAACUCCAACAUCUGAGAAGACCCAAAGCUCGGUCCAAGCCAACGCCGUACCCUCCACUCUGAAAUCACCAUCGAUUCCAGGCUCAGGGCCCACAACCAGCGCAGAUGGGGCCCAGACUCCAACUAAACCGUCUCCGGAUGGCAAGUCAGAGUCUCUUGGGUCGCCUGAUGUAGCGAUGAAAGACGCGCCAGAAUCAAUCCAGCCACGCAUUCCUUCCAUUUCUUCGUGA